CACCAGCCAUUCAAACGUCAAAAUACCUGAAGAGUUGUCAACUUUGCCACUUCUUCCUGCAGUCAAGAUUUUUUAACAGGCAAAAUGUUCCGUGUGCCGCUGGCCAAGGCCAUUUCGUUGGGGAGUCCCAAACGGGUGGCAAACAUCGCUGUCCGUGCAUCAGCCUCGGCAGCAUCGACUCCGGCCAAGGCACCCGAACGAAUUGAAGUUUUUGUUGAUGAUAUUCCAGUGCAAGUUCUCCCCGGAACGACAGUUUUGCAGGCUGCUGCAAUGGUCGGAGUGGAAAUUCCUCGUUUUUGUUAUCACGAACGCUUGGCCGUUGCCGGCAAUUGUCGUAUGUGCUUAGUGGAAGUAGAGAAGAGUCCUAAACCUGUAGCCGCAUGUGCUAUGCCUGUGAUGAAGGGUUGGAGGAUCAAGACCAAUUCAGAUCUGACCAAGAAAGCCCGCGAAGGUGUCAUGGAGUUUUUGCUGAUGAACCACCCGUUGGACUGCCCCAUCUGCGACCAGGGUGGCGAGUGUGACUUACAAGAUCAAGCCAUGGCUUUUGGAUCGGAUCGAUCACGAUUCACUGAUAUCAACUUUACCGGAAAGAGGGCCGUGGAGGACAAGGAUAUUGGCCCACUGGUCAAGACAAUCAUGACUCGAUGCAUUCACUGCACUCGCUGCAUUCGGUUCGCUUCAGAAAUUGCUGGUGUAGACGACUUGGGAACUACAGGACGCGGUAACGACAUGCAGGUCGGCACGUACGUCGAGAAGUUGUUCCUGACUGAACUUUCCGGCAAUGUGAUCGAUCUAUGUCCCGUUGGAGCCCUGACGAACAAACCUUACAGUUUUGUAGCUCGGCCGUGGGAAAUUCGGAAAAUUGAUAGUAUUGAUGUUAUGGAUGCGAUUGGAAGCAAUAUCAUCGUGAGCACUCGAACGGGCGAAGUUUUGAGGAUUCUGCCACGCGAGAACGAAGAAGUAAACGAGGAGUGGCUCGCGGAUAAGGGACGCUUCGCUUGUGACGGAUUGAAGCGACAACGCUUGAUUGCUCCCAUGCUCCGCACGCCCAGCGGUGAACUGCAAGCCGUUGAGUGGGAAAGCACUUUGAUCGCCGUUGCUAAAGCGGUUAGAAAAGCUCCAAAAGGAAGUGUUGUUGCAAUUGCUGGAAGUAUGGCAGAUGUCGAGGCUAUGGUUGCCACCAAGGACCUGUUGAAUCGAAUUGGAUCUGAAAUAGUUUGCACAGAACAGAGUUUGCCCACUCAAGGAUCCGGAUCUGAUCUAAGAUCAAACUAUUUGCUCAAUUCUUCUAUCCAAGCUCUUGAGGAAGCCGACGUUGUUCUGUUGGUUGGAACCAAUCCGCGCUAUGAAGCUCCACUUUUGAAUACACGUCUCCGCAAGUCGUACGUGCACAAUGAGUUGGAACUGGCACUUAUCGGUCCCAAAGUUGAUCUUUCAUAUAAAUAUCAGCAUUUGGGAGAUGGCGCUGAAUUAAUCAACCAGAUAAGCACUGGAACUCAUCCAUUUGCGCAGAAAUUGAAAAAUGCCAAGAAACCCGCUAUAAUUUUAGGCUCGGAAAUGCUUGCAAGACCAGACGGUGCUGGCAUCCUAGCCACGUUGCAGUCAUUCGCAAAUAAAAUCAGCAAACCAGAAUGGAAUGCAUUUAACGUUCUCCAUCAAAAUGCCUCCCAAGUUGGUGCUUUAGAUGUUGGUUACCGACCAGGCGUAGAAACGGCUCUAAAAGCUCAACCAAAAGUCGUUUUCUUACUCGGAGCCGAUGCCGGAAUCGUGACCCGCGAAAAAUUGCCAAAAGAUUGCUUCGUAGUUUACAUCGGUCAUCAUGGUGAUGCUGGCGCCACAAUUGCUGACGCCGUUCUUCCAGGAGCAGCAUACACGGAGAAGCAAGCAACAUAUGUGAAUACUGAAGGUCGAUCCCAACAGACUUUGUGCGCUGUUAACCCACCAGGAUUAGCACGUGAGGACUGGAAAAUUAUUCGAGCUCUUUCUGAAGUUGUUGGCGAACCUCUUCCUUACGAUACUCUGGACGAACUACGAGAACGCGUCGAAGAUAUUGCUCCCCACUUGGUACAGCAUGGAAAACUAGAAACAAACUCCUUUGCAACUCUUGCAGAACAAUUGGCUAAGGAUAAGAAAAUUGAUAACAGCAAAAUAACGGUCCGACAACAAACCCUUAAGGAUUACUUCAUGACCGAUCCAAUUUCCCGAGCUUCACCAACAAUGGCCAAGUGUAUAGCGGCUGUGAAGAAACAGGAGGCGAAAGCCCACUGAAUAAAUUAAAAGAAACUGUUCCGCUUAGAAAUUUCUAAUUAAAUAUUCUUGAUAAGUAGAGAACUUCUUUUCCUUAUACCAUUGAAUCUGAUGGAGGAUUCCAAGAGUUGAACAAUAUCAAUUUCAAUAACAAAUUCUUUCAAAGUUUGCAACAGAAUAACCACAACCACACGUAAUUGAUCUUAGCGCUGGAGUCUGAGAAACGGAAAGAAACUGAUUUUUGUAAAGUAAAAUUUGUAUAAGAUGUUGCAAGUAAGACAACCGACGGUGCAAAUAAUUGAUAACCUUGUUGUGUGUCGAAAUAAAAAUAAUUGUAAAGAAAUCUA
This is a messenger RNA of Hermetia illucens (black soldier fly), 2594 nucleotides long. RefSeq names its product NADH-ubiquinone oxidoreductase 75 kDa subunit, mitochondrial (gene ND-75). The record is from RefSeq and is a predicted model, not a curated record. Gene Ontology annotation, biological process: ATP synthesis coupled electron transport. Gene Ontology annotation, cellular component: membrane. Bases 85 to 2268 code for a protein of 727 amino acids. NCBI's taxonomy places the organism in Eukaryota, Metazoa, Arthropoda, Insecta, Diptera, Stratiomyidae. The transcript is spliced from 10 exons. Gene Ontology annotation, molecular function: NADH dehydrogenase (ubiquinone) activity; iron-sulfur cluster binding.